GAGUGGAGAUGGCGGCAGCGGCAGCUCAGGGGGGCGGGGGCGGGGAGCCCGGAGGAGCAGAUGGGGUCGGCCCGGGGGGCCCGGGGGAAGUGGAGAUAGUGAAGGGGCAGCCGUUCGACGUGGGCCCGCGCUACACGCAGCUGCAGUACAUCGGCGAGGGCGCGUAUGGCAUGGUCAGCUCAGCCUAUGACCACAUAUGCAAGACUCGCGUGGCCAUCAAGAAAAUCAGCCCCUUCGAGCAUCAGACCUACUGCCAGCGCACACUGCGGGAAAUCCAGAUCUUGCUGCGUUUCCGCCACGAGAAUGUCAUCGGCAUCCGAGACAUUCUUCGGGCACCUACCCUGGAAGCCAUGAGGGAUGUCUACAUUGUGCAGGACCUGAUGGAGACAGACCUGUACAAGUUGCUCAAAAGCCAGCAGCUGAGCAACGACCACGUCUGCUACUUCCUCUACCAGAUCCUGCGGGGCCUCAAGUAUAUCCACUCAGCCAACGUGCUCCACCGGGAUUUAAAGCCCUCCAACCUGCUCAUCAAUACCACCUGCGACCUUAAGAUCUGUGAUUUUGGCCUGGCCCGGAUCGCUGAUCCUGAACAUGACCACACUGGCUUCCUGACAGAAUACGUGGCCACACGCUGGUACCGGGCCCCAGAGAUCAUGCUUAACUCCAAGGGCUAUACCAAGUCCAUCGACAUCUGGUCUGUGGGCUGCAUUCUGGCUGAGAUGCUCUCCAACCGGCCCAUCUUCCCUGGCAAGCACUACCUGGACCAGCUCAACCACAUUCUGGGUAUCCUGGGCUCCCCGUCCCAGGAGGACCUGAAUUGUAUCAUCAACAUGAAGGCCCGAAACUACCUACAGUCCCUGCCUUCCAAGACCAAGGUGGCCUGGGCCAAGCUUUUUCCCAAAUCAGACUCCAAAGCCCUUGACCUGCUGGACCGGAUGUUGACCUUUAACCCCAAUAAGCGGAUCACAGUGGAAGAAGCCUUGGCUCACCCCUACCUGGAGCAGUACUACGACCCAACAGAUGAGCCGGUGGCUGAGGAACCUUUCACCUUUGACAUGGAGCUGGAUGAUCUACCCAAGGAGCGGCUGAAGGAGCUCAUAUUCCAGGAGACAGCCCGCUUCCAGCCUGGGGUGCUGGAGGCCACCUAACCUGAACAGAUGCCUCUGCUCCCUGGGGCCUAGUGAGUGCUCCCCACCGCCCACACACAAAUUCACCCUGAGACCAGGGUACCCAGUGCACCAUACAGUCAGAAGCUUGCUCGUGCUCAUGAUCCCUGUCUUUGGUGGCAACAGAAGGACCAGAGCCUGCUCAAGCCACAGAUCUGUGGUCUACCAGUCUUCAUGUCCCUCCACCUUUCCUGCAGCCCCAAAUGUCUCCCACCUGUCAACACCCUGCAUUCUCCAGCCCCAGUACCCAUUCUGGGUCCUCAGAGGUCACGGAGGGCCCCUCUCCCCCAUCCGAGGAAUGGAGCCAGCUUUUGCCUCUUUCUGUGGGCAGAGAGGCAGGUGGGGCAGUAAUUGCUUUGGGAGGAGCUAGCAGCACUCAGUCUGACCCAGAUGCCAAGCUUUCUCACACCUGCUCCCCAAGUCAGCAGUUCACACACCUUUGGAGGACUCUCCAAGGCCUGGCCAGACCCACAGAGCAAGGGAAGACCCUGCUCUUCCUCCCUUCUCCAGGCUUCUUUCUGACUUCCUGCCAGCUGUAGACUGAUAGAAGGAAGGCAGACACACCUGUAAGAGCUGCAUGGUAUUGUGCAAGACACCUCACCUCUGCACCUCGGUUUCCUGGGGCCAGUCCUGAUAAUGAGAGCAAACACGCAGCACUAAGUAUAGUUCUAAGAGGUUUAUGUUGCAUGAACUCGUUUAAUCCUGUGGCAGCGCCAUGAGAUGGGGGCUAAUGUUAUCCCCACGUACAGAUAAGGACACCAAGACACAUCCCGCUCAACUGUGAGGAUAAAAUGAGAGAAGUUGAGGCCAGGGCUCUGGCAGGUGCUCUCAUGCGUGCUAAUGGUCCCUCUCCUGCCUGCCUUUUUGUUUAGGCCCAGCCUCCUGCCUGCCCUCCCCUGCUGGACUGUUAGAGAACGGAUACCGCCCAGCCCAGACCCGGCAGCCCAGCUCGGGCCAGAGGGUGGGCCUGGUCACCUUCCCUCCCUUUGCUCUAGCCUCCUGCUUUAAGGCAGGCCAAGGCUCCCUCUGUCCUACCCGCCGCCCCAGGACCUGCAGGGCACAGGUGACCCCAAAGCAAAUCCCCCUAAACUGCUCUGCCUUCCUCUACCCCAGCUCUCCUAGUCUCUGAUAGUUUUGGAAUCAAAGGGCUCUGGCUGCCCUGUGACCUACUGAGGGGCAGUGGCGGAUAGGGGUCACUGAGUAGGGACCCAGGGCAUCCCUGCCACACUGGCCUCAUUAAAACCUCACCCAUUUUCCCUGAAGGAACAUUCCUAAGGCUCAAGGGCUAGUAUACCUGAGGAGCAGGGCCCUGCCUAAACUCCCUCCCCUAAGCUGCCACAUGUAAUGCACCUGCUGCUUCUGUGUGGGGGUGAACAGAAGGGGUGGGGGCACGUGGGGAGCCCGGUGCCCCUGCCCACCCCUGUGCCUGUGUCUAAUAUAUAAAUACAGAGAUGUGUACAUGA
Molecule: messenger RNA, 2629 nt
Organism: Phyllostomus hastatus (greater spear-nosed bat)
Lineage: Eukaryota; Metazoa; Chordata; Mammalia; Chiroptera; Phyllostomidae
Gene: MAPK3
Product: mitogen-activated protein kinase 3
Exons: 8
Coding region: 9-1148 (379 amino acids)
Biological process (GO): intracellular signal transduction; protein phosphorylation
Cellular component (GO): nucleus; cytoplasm
Molecular function (GO): MAP kinase activity; ATP binding
Source: RefSeq, a predicted model, not a curated record